AGUCUCCAGCAGGAUGUCCCGGUGGCUGAUUCAAGCCUGGAUGCUGCCACUCUUGUUGCUCCCUUUGGGUCAAGCUGCUCCCAAGGAUGGAGUUGGAAGGCUGGACCCUGAGGUACAACAGCAGCUCACGUCCAACCCCUUCCAGCCAGGCCCUGAGCAGCUUCGACGUCUGCAGAAUUAUCUCAAAGGACUAGAGAAGAUGGAAGAGGACCCUGAGCACAUGAGCCGGGAGCAAGUUCUGCUCUCACUCUUUGCUCUUCACGACUAUGACCAGAAUGGACAGCUGGACGGCCUGGAGCUGUUGUCCAUGCUGACAGCAGCUCUGGCCCCUGAAGCUGUACACUUUCCCAUCAACCCGGUGAUCCUGGUAGUAGACACGGUGCUUGAGACUCAGGACCUGGAUGGAGACGGGCUCAUGACUCCUGCAGAGCUCAUCAACUUCCCAGGAGAAGCCCCCAAGCACGCAGAGUCCCUUCCCCCAGCUCUCCAGGAGCCACAGCCUGCUGGAAGUCAGCCGCUUUUAGCCAACAGUCCAUUGCAGUCAGAAACUCAGCAAUCCCUGGGGAUUGCUAAAGAAGAAAUUAGGGACCAGGUAGAGGCCAAAAGGGCAUCCUUGGAACCUGAGCAGGAGGCUGGAAGUCAGAUAGAGGCUAAAGUAGAUACCCUAAGCCCUGAAGGAGAGGCUAGGGCUCAGGCAGAGUCUGAAGGGGAUGUCCCAGGCCCCAGAGAGGGUGCUGAGGGACAGGUGGAGAGCAAGGACAAUGAUGGAGAAGCCAAACCCCUGCCUGUGGAAACACUGGAGACCCUAAACACUCCGAAUGAGGUGGAGACUCAUAGCAUACAACUGGAGAACGACGAGAUAUGAGCCAGAUGGCGAAGGCUCAAGCCCCUCAGAAUCUCAGUGCAGAGCAGAAGCAUGAAGUGUGAAAUGGUGGGAUUAGAGCCACCUCUGACAUGAGGACGGUGGUGCAAGCUAGCAAUCCCAGAGUCAUUGAGAGCUCUGGGCUAGCCUAGGCCACAUAGCAAGUUUGAAGCCAGGCUGGGCUACUUCGUAAGACCCUGUCUUGGUGAGGGGGGAAAAAAGCACUCCCACGUCUCCUUUCUGGCUUCAGUAGGAAGCAGGACUUUCUGUGCUGCUCAGGGAGACCAUAAGCUCAGCUUAGCAGCAGCUUUGCUGAGCUGCUUAGCCCCAAACAACCAAUAAAGAACAGAAUGACUUCAUCUCCAUAA
Molecule: messenger RNA, 1230 nt
Organism: Grammomys surdaster
Lineage: Eukaryota; Metazoa; Chordata; Mammalia; Rodentia; Muridae
Gene: Cgref1
Product: cell growth regulator with EF-hand domain 1
Exons: 5
Coding region: 14-865 (283 amino acids)
Molecular function (GO): calcium ion binding
Source: RefSeq, a predicted model, not a curated record